Molecule: messenger RNA, 2704 nt
Organism: Nerophis ophidion (straightnose pipefish)
Lineage: Eukaryota; Metazoa; Chordata; Actinopteri; Syngnathiformes; Syngnathidae
Product: serrate RNA effector molecule homolog
Exons: 21
Coding region: 145-2586 (813 amino acids)
Biological process (GO): mRNA processing; primary miRNA processing
Cellular component (GO): nuclear body
Molecular function (GO): nucleic acid binding
Source: RefSeq, a predicted model, not a curated record
UAACACUUGACAAGGUGCUAUUUUCCUCCCAGCCACUAGGGGACACAGUCGUCUCGAAGUGUCGUGGUUGUUGGUUCUGGCGGCGGAGCGCUUGUGUUAGCUGAGCAUAACAUCUCGUGUUUUAUCCGACAAAGUUCCAGUCCAAUGGGGGACAGCGAUGAUGAGUUUGACAGGAGGAGACGGGACAAGUUCAGAAGAGAGCGCAGUGACAUGGAACGUUCUCGAGAGCGAGAAGAGAGGAGACGGGAUGACUGGCCCGACAGGGACUGGGAGCGCGGCAGAGAGAGGAGGCGGGACUAUGACCGUGGUCGCAGAGACAGGUUUUCGCCACCGAGACACGUCAGUCCUCAACACAAACGCAUGAGGAGAGACUGGGAUGACCACAGGGGAGAACCGUACCGCUUUGAGCGACCCUAUGGAGGAGUUGGAGUGCCAUUUCCUGGGAUGGGCCCUCAGGGGUGGCCCCCCGACCUUCCUCACCUUCACCCACAUCACGGAGGUCACUUGCUGCAGGGCAGGUUAGCAAUGGUGGAUCCUGACCUCCCACCUCCAGGACCCCCCACUAUGAGGAGCUUCAAGGACUUCCUGUUGAACAUGGAGGACACUGUGGAUGAAACCGAGGCGGUCAAGCGCUACAAUCAGUAUAAAGUGGACUUCCGACGCCAGCAGCUGCAAGACUUCUUCAUCCAGCACAAAAACCAAGAGUGGUUCCGAUCCAAAUAUCACCCUGAUGACAUCAGAACCAGUAAGGCUGAGUCUUUGGCUGCGCUGAAACUGCGUCUGGGCGUGUUCCUCUUUCUGUCGGACAGCAAGUGGCUGGACAGCGUGUCACUGGACAUGGAGCACACAUCUGCCAUCAUCAAAUUGCUGGAUGCAGCUGUCAUCAAGAUGGAGGGAGGCACAGACUUGGACCUGAAGGUGCUGGAUCUGCCUGUAGCGGUUAGCGGCGAGUCGUCCCAGAAGCCGGCCAGUGACGAGGUGGACGGGGCUCAAAGCCAAAAGAACAAUGAAGAGGACACCAAACAGAAUGGUGAGAAGGAGCCGAGCAAAGAUGACGGGGAGGAGGAGGGGGAAGAGGAGGAAGAGGGGGAAGAGGUGGAAGAAGACGAUGAGGAGGAAAAAGAAGAGAAAGAGGAUAAAAAGCCCAAAAAAGGUAGGAAGAGGAAGCGGAGCAUGUCAGCUGACAGUGGCGAAGGAUCUGCCUCUGACUCCUCCCACUCUGACGGAGAAAAGGAGGACGAUGAAGAGCAAGAGUCGCCGGCAAGGCCGAGGUCUCUCCACCUCACCAACUCACUUUUCAUCAGGAGCAUCCCACCAGAUGUCUCCAAGGAGGAGAUCACCGCCUUGUGUCUCAGGUACCCGGGAUUCCUGCGUGUGGCGCUUUCGGACCCUCAGCCAGAGAGGAGGUUCUUCCGUCGAUGCUGGGUAACAUUUGACCGUGGUGUAAACAUCAAGGAGACCUGUUGGAAUCUGCAGAACAUCCGACUCCGAGACUGCGAGCUGUCUCCUGUGGUCAACAGAGAUUUGUGUCGCCGUGUUCGCAGUGUCAAUGGACUGACGCACCACAAACCUGUAGUGAGGAACGACAUUCGUCUGGCAGCCAGGCUCGUGCACGCAUUGGACCAGCGGGGCGAUCUCUGGCAAGGACAGCAGAUGGAGACCAACCCCGUCCUCAACAACAUUACCGACUACCUCAUUGAGGAGGUCAGCGCCGAGGAGGAGGAACUAACGGGCUGCGACAGUGGCGAAGCGGUUGACGCAAAAGACUCCACGUCUUCAGAAGUGGCCUUGGAAACGGAUGAAAAGUUGCUUAAGGUCCUGGACAGACUCCUGGUCUACUUGCGUCUGGUACACUCGGUCGACUACUACAACUUCUGUGAGUACCCCGCUGAGGACGAGAUGCCUCAUCGUUGUGGACUUUUCCAUGUGCGAGGACCACUACCUGUGGGCAAGAUCACUGCAGCCGAGGUGAGUGAACAUCAGAAGAUGUGUGAGGAGCGUCUGGCUUCUCUACUGAGCCCGUCUGAAGUUUUGAAUGCAGACGAGGCCACACGCCUUGGCAAGAAAGACCUGGAUCAGGAAGUGGAGAAAUUCCUGUCCACCAACACUCAGGAGCUUAGUAAAGAUAAGUGGCUCUGUCCUCUGAGUGGGAAGAAGUUUAAGGCGCCAGAGUUUGUGCGUAAACACAUCUUAAACAAACACGGUGAGAAAGUGGCCGCUGUGAGACAAGAAGUGGAGUUCUUUAACAAUUAUCUGAUGGAUGCCAAGAGACCCGCCUUACCUGAGAAUAAGCCCCUCCCACCCCCGACGCAAGUUCCUUCCUCUGGCUUCCCUGGUCAGUUGCCACAACAACAAAGCCUUCUGGGAUAUCCACCUGGCAUUAGGCCUCCUGUGCCCACCUUCCCUGGUGGUCCUCAUUUCCCCUCCAACCAGUUUGGAGCUGGCCGAGGUGCCUAUGAUAACUUCAGGGGUCAGUUAGGAGGCAGCUUUCACAACAAACAACGUAACAGGGGCAUGCGAGGAGACCCACGCUCAAUCAUCGAGUACAGAGACCUGGAUGCUCCGGAGGACCUCGACUUCUUUUAAAUAGACUUUUUUUGUAUGAAUUCUCGUUGCUUUGUGUGUUUGGCAGCAGGACCAAGAUUACUUUUUUAAAGUGAUGUCAUUUGUUCUGAUUCACAAUAAAGCUCAGUACUAGACAAUA